This is a messenger RNA of Sesamum indicum (sesame), 1172 nucleotides long. Its product is annotated as LOB domain-containing protein 42. Lineage: Eukaryota; Viridiplantae; Streptophyta; Magnoliopsida; Lamiales; Pedaliaceae. Gene Ontology annotation, biological process: regulation of gene expression. The record is from RefSeq and is a predicted model, not a curated record.
CUUCACUGUGUGCGCCCCAUGUCCCUCUAAAUAAAUACCCUUUCUCUUCCCCUCUUCGCCAUCCCCUUAUUCCCUAUAUACCCCCGCCGGUACCCCCAAUUCUCUCUCUCUCAAAUAUGAGAAUGAGCUGCAAUGGGUGCAGAGUCCUUCGUAAAGGCUGCAGCGAAGACUGCACCCUCAGACCUUGUCUUCAAUGGAUCAAAUCCCCUGAAUCCCAAGCCAACGCCACCCUCUUCCUCGCCAAAUUCUACGGCCGCGCUGGACUCAUCAACCUCAUCAAUGCUGGCCCCACUCAUCUCCGCUCUGAAACUUUUAGAUCGUUGCUGUACGAAGCCUGUGGAAGGAUCAUCAACCCAGUAUAUGGGUCGGUGGGCCUGAUGUGCUCCGGCGAUUGGCCGCGAUGUCAGGCGGCUGUGGAGGCUGUUCUACAAGGCGCUCCGCUCAUGAAGCAAGUCAUCGGUGAUGAUGAUUAUUCUUCGACACCCGCUCAGGGGCAGUACCCCGUCCCGCCCCUCCAGGGCUGCGACAUCCGCCACCUCUCCAAGGACUCCCUCGCUGCCGUCCAGCACGUCAGGACCCGAAACCGCUUCAAGCGCUCCAAGAGCCAAGCGGAGUCAAUGGCUGUCAAGUAUCUGAUGGGGUCGGAAGCGAAGUUUACCAUUACGGGGUGGGAUUGCGGGGAUAAUCACAAGGAUUUCGGCGAGGAAUUGAAAAGGGCCCCGAGCCACGACUCUUUCUCGGUUGAAACCGUGGAGCCGACGUUGGCAAACCGAGAUGAGCAAUCGAUUCGGGGAGUCAAAACGGAGCCCCAAACCACUGAAAUCGGGCUGGAGUUGACCUUGAGCCUGAAUCCAAUAGUACAGACCUUCCCGAAUACAGUGAUACAGAUUUCUGAUAGCGAACAGUGACAAAAUGCAGAAAUAAACCCAGUUUUGGAGGAUCCAUCUAAUAUCUGUCUCUUUUAUAUAUGUUGCAGAUCUCAGAGCAUAGUUAUUACAGGGAUGCAUUUUCCGUAGUUUUGGUGUAAUUUUCUUCUUGUAAUGAGAGAGUUUGUAGGGUAAUUGUGACCUUUGUGCAUAUUUCAUUUAAGACCAGUUCCAUGAAGAAGUGAUGAUAUUAAUCAACGUAUAAAACAUGUUGCCAACUUGUCAAUUAGGCUUUAUAAUACUCAA